Messenger RNA from Punica granatum (pomegranate), 2241 nucleotides. The record is from RefSeq and is a predicted model, not a curated record. NCBI's taxonomy places the organism in Eukaryota, Viridiplantae, Streptophyta, Magnoliopsida, Myrtales, Lythraceae.
CAACCAUAUUUUGUACAAUAAUUACUUUUUUUAUAUAUAAUUAAUGCAUUAUUAUUUAUAAAAAUUUGUAGAGCGGUUUUCAUCUAGUCAUAUUUUUUUAAAAAAAAAAAAAAAAAGAGGAAGGAAAAAGCCACCAACGUCGCGUUCAUGGCCGUCUCACUCCCAUAUGGACUUGCAGAGAUUUUCACUUCCAUGCUAAUAAUAACAGAGCAGGCGCCAUUUCAGCCCCCUCUCCCCCUUAACCCCAAAACCCCAAACCUUUCGUCUUCCUUCUUCAUAAUGCCGCUUCAUUCUGAGGAGGAACGAUCAGCUCUUGAAAAGGCCAGAGAGAGAGAGAGAGAGAGAGAGAGAGAGAGAGAGAGAGAGAGAGAGCGGAGAGGGAGGGUUCCACCAUUAACGUCAGCCUUCACCGGAGAUCAGGGAAGAUGCCUCCGAGCGGCAGAAGACGUGCCAGACAAAGGAAUACCCGGAUGGACGCGGCGUUCGACGCCAUGGGAGCAAUGGGUUUCGAAAUGGACGUGGUCAGGGCUGCUGUAAACGAGCUACUCAAAGAAUAUACGGUGGAAGGGUGGGCUUUUAUCGAGGAGUAUUCCUACAAGGUACUCAUUGAUAAGCUCCUGGAAGAACAGGAGCAACCUGAACUAGUCCAGGGAGGAGAGGUGAUAGCACAAUUAUCUUCAAAACCCUCUACUGUGCCUGCUCUACCUUCUUGUUCCAGUGGUUUUGAUACUUUAGACAAAGCAUCUAAACCAACUGAGGCUCCUGAAAAGGACUCGCAGGGAGGAAGGGUGAUAGCACAAUUAUCUUCAGGGCCCUCUACUUCGCUUGCUCUACCUUCUCGUUCCAAUGCUUUUGAUACUUUAGACAAAGCAUCUAAAUCAAUUGAGGCUCCUGAAAAGGACUCGCAGGGAGAAAGGGUAACAGCACAAUUAUUUUCAGGGCCCUCAACUGCGCCUGCUUUACCUUCUUGUUCCAAUGUUGUUAAUACUUUUGACAAAGUCUCUAAAUUAAUUGAGGCUCGUAAGAAGGACUCGUCCAUAAGGAUGUCCCAGUGCUCGAAUUCUUCACUCCCAAAUCAUGAUAUUGGUGGUAUUCCAGGAACUGAAGCAGCUGACAGUCGGAAUGGCGAAGGGGGGGCCAUAAAGGUAGUCCUAGCAAAACUCGGUCCUCUGCACCACCACUUUCUACCCAUGCACAUGGGCCUUUCUAUGGGUGGUUUAGUGAAGACGAGGACCAGGAGCACGAGCCUGAGAUAGUCGAGCUAGAACCAAUGUCGCUCGAGGUGUUUAAGAAGAUAUAUUAUGAUGUAAUGGAAUCACAUCAGCUUCACAGAAAGCGCAAAUCGAGGUGGGAUGUAAGGCCCAACUCUUAGGAGAUGCAUGGUCUAUCGUUCACAUGGCUACAUAAUUGCAGGGCCCGUUUUGUUCUAGAGGGUGGGCACUUACGAGUUGUUGAUAUAAUGAUAUGUUUUGGGACAAGGUUGCAGAAGAGUUGCACUUGCAGCUUUCAUUGUUCGCAAGUGACAACAAUGAUUGAACCUGGACCUGGUUUGGCGGUGCGAUCCGCAGGACAUUAAAGGCCGACAUCGUAGAAUGUCAUUUACUCCAAAAAUAUGCAUCUUUAUAACAUGUAUAGAAAUGUAUAGUCAAGGCAUGAGGACCCUUCACUGAGAGUUGUCACAUAGAUUGACGGUUUCCAUGCAGCCGGCGUCCUUUGUUAUUGGAAGAUUUCAUUUAAUCAGAUCCGACACUACACACAACCACCUCCAUGGACACUUAAGCCCGAACCAUACCUAUCUUCGACCCCUUCGCGGUGGCAACGAGAAUUAAAUGGUGUCCAUCGGUGAAGGGACGACUAAGAAAGCAGCGGAGGGAAGAAAUGGCGUUUCCUCACGUGAAACAUGAAACUUACAUCAAAUGGAAGUGGUUUUCUAUGAUGCCUUUGGCACCCUCGACACUGAUGUAUCGGCGCCCUUCCCCAAUUUUCUUUCAUCGCGGACAUAUCGACGGUGCCGAGUGAGCCGGGGGUUCGGAAACCUUUUCGGACAGCAUCAAAAAGUUUUCCUAGAAUCAAACUUGUUCCCUUGUCUAUAUGUCUUCGUGAAAUUUAGCGAGUCCACAAUACGAUUGAUCACACAGGUCAUACUAGGUCUAGGUGGUCCAAAUAUAAAAUUCAUUUUACCACUUUUGAUUCGAACUCGGUUCUAUAUUAAGAGAAUUACGACUUUCAGGAUAACCAGAC